CCGUCACACUCCCCACCCACCCAGAUCUCCACUGCGCCGAUCGAUCCGCCCACCCUCUCCCAGCUCCGGCCGCCGGCGAUGGCCGUCUCCGACCUCCUCCCCCUCCCCUUCCCCGUCCCGCCGUACGCCCCGCAAGUCGCCGCGUCGCUGGCGCUCGCGGCGGCCGCGCACUUCCUCCACCUCCCCUCCCUCCUCCUCUACGCCACGCUCGCCUCCCGCCCGCACUUCGCCGGCUUCCACCUCUCCCUGCUCCUCCCGCUCGCGCUCCUCCCGCCCGCGCUCCUCCUCCCGCCGUCCCAGCCGUCCCCGCUCGCGCCGCUCCUCCCGCUCGCCUUCCUCUUCGUCGCGCUCCUCCGCCAGGUCGCGCUCGCCUCGCCGCCGCGCCCGGCGCACCUCGCCGCCUCCCUCGCCGCGCUGCUCGCCGCCACCGUGCUCUCCUCCAGCCCCUUCGCCGGCUCCGUCGCCUCGCUCGCCGCGCUCCCGGCAUGGCGCUUCGCGCGCGCAUUCUGGCUCGGCACCGACCAGCCCCGCACCGGGCUCGCCGUCCUCGCAUCCUCCGCCCCCGCGCGCCUCCUGCUCCACCUCGCCGUCCUCGUCUCCUCCGCCGCCUCCAUCCUGCAGUGCUGCGGCUUCGUGGACGGCCCCGAGCUGGAGGCCAAGCUGCUGGCCGCCGCGGCGGGGCUGCAGCUGCUGGCAUCCAGGGCCGCCGUGCAGAUGUACCUCAACGAGGCCGUCUUCUGCUGGUACCAGCGGCUGCACGCCAACCGCGCGCCGGACACUGAGUACGGCCGCGCCAAGGUGUUCCUGCACAACCACCACCUCUGCGCAGCGGCCACGCAGUUCGUCGCGCCACCGCUGCUCGUGCUGUCGCUGCUGGCACUGUGGUGGGUGCAAGGGAAGGACUUCUUUGAGGGCGUGCAGGGGCUCGACUGGCUUGUCGGGUGGUCCGUCGCCAUGAAGGAGGCGGCAUUGCUUGCGGCCCGUUGGGUGGUGGCGGUGUGGUCGGCGGUGACUGUGGGCACGCUUGUCGGCUACAAGCGUGGAUGGUUGUUCGUCUUGUGACUAAUCAUGUCUCUUAGUUCGUUUGCUGUGUGAUUGGUCCAGAUGGACUUGUAUUUGAUAGAGCCGGAUUCCACGCCGGAUUGCCGGAGUUUUGGUAGGACGACGGCGCAGGUCUUUGUUGUGGGAGCAAUCUGGGAUUGAAACUUUUGAUUUCGUUGAGGCCCUUCUUUACUGGAGAAGCAAUGUAUGAUCAGUUUAUUUUGUUUACACUGUUGGGCAGAGAUAUUUGACAAUCAGAAACUGACUGGUCAGUCACCCUGUUGUACUCUCACUGUAUCCUCUUUCAUAGAUACCAAUGAAUCAUUUCUUUUCUCAGUUGGAGUUGGAGUGAACAUGUAAAUUGUAUCAUCAUACAAAAUCAUCUGAAUGGAAGUGGUUCAGUGUGUAAA
Messenger RNA from Triticum dicoccoides, 1451 nucleotides. RefSeq lists its product as uncharacterized. The record is from RefSeq and is a predicted model, not a curated record. Lineage: Eukaryota; Viridiplantae; Streptophyta; Magnoliopsida; Poales; Poaceae. Bases 79 to 1062 code for a protein of 327 amino acids. The transcript has 2 exons.